Messenger RNA from Scutellospora calospora, 233 nucleotides. The record is from the annotation of a GenBank genome assembly. Lineage: Eukaryota; Fungi; Glomeromycota; Glomeromycetes; Diversisporales; Gigasporaceae.
GUAGACUAUUUAAUGACACAAUGCAGAAACUCAUAGAUAUAUAUAUGACUCUAGUAAAUCCUGAAUAUGGUAGUAGUGAUGAAUUAUUUAUUAGAGAUAAUCAUAAGCUAAUAAGCAAGACUGCACCAGUUAAUUUCUUAGAUGAACUUGAUUUACAAGAACAAGAAAUGAGUAAUUUGCAGAAAUUCUGCAGUUUGGUUACUGGGUUUUUAAAUCCAAGAAAUAAUUUAAAG